AGUCCCUGUCCUGCGCCCGCGCGCCCCGGGAGCCUACCCAGCACGCGCUCCGCGCCCACUGGUUCCCUCCAGCCGCCGCCGUCCAGCCGAGUCCCCACUCCGGAGUCGCCGCUGCCGCGGGGACAUGGUCCUCUGCGUUCAGGGGUGAGCACCCCCUUGUAAGCUCAGGGCUACUGUUGGGUGUCAGGGAACAAAGUUUUAGACUGCUGCGCUCCAAAGCGGGCACACACAUGUACCUAGAACACACCAGCCACUGUCCCCACCAUGAUGAUGACACAGCCAUGGACACACCCCUGCCCAGACCUCGUCCUUUGCUGGCUGUGGAGCGGACUGGGCAGCGGCCCCUGUGGGCCCCGUCCCUGGAACUGCCCAAGCCAGUCAUGCAGCCCUUGCCUGCUGGGGCCUUCCUCGAGGAGGUGGCAGAGGGUACCCCAGCCCAGACAGAGAGUGAGCCAAAGGUGCUGGACCCAGAGGAGGAUCUGCUGUGCAUAGCCAAGACCUUCUCCUACCUUCGGGAAUCUGGCUGGUAUUGGGGUUCCAUUACGGCCAGCGAGGCCCGACAACACCUGCAGAAGAUGCCAGAAGGCACGUUCUUAGUACGUGACAGCACGCACCCCAGCUACCUGUUCACGCUGUCAGUGAAAACCACUCGUGGCCCCACCAAUGUACGCAUUGAGUAUGCCGACUCCAGCUUCCGUCUGGACUCCAACUGCUUGUCCAGGCCACGCAUCCUGGCCUUUCCGGAUGUGGUCAGCCUUGUGCAGCACUAUGUGGCCUCCUGCACUGCUGAUACCCGAAGCGACAGCCCCGAUCCUGCUCCCACCCCGGCCCUGCCUAUGCCUAAGGAGGAUGCGCCUAGUGACCCAGCACUGCCUGCUCCUCCACCAGCCACUGCUGUACACCUAAAACUGGUGCAGCCCUUUGUACGCAGAAGCAGUGCCCGCAGCCUGCAACACCUGUGCCGCCUUGUCAUCAACCGUCUGGUGGCCGACGUGGACUGCCUGCCACUGCCCCGGCGCAUGGCCGACUACCUCCGACAGUACCCCUUCCAGCUCUGACUGUACGGGGCAAUCUGCCCACCCUCACCCAGUCGCACCCUGGAGGGGACAUCAGCCCCAGCUGGACUUGGGCCCCCACUGUCCCUCCUCCAGGCAUCCUGGUGCCUGCAUACCUCUGGCAGCUGGCCCAGGAAGAGCCAGCAAGAGCAAGGCAUGGGAGAGGGGAGGUGUCACACAACUUGGAGGUAAAUGCCCCCAGGCCGCAUGUGGCUUCAUUAUACUGAGCCAUGUGUCAGAGGAUGGGGAGACAGGCAGGACCUUGUCUCACCUGUGGGCUGGGCCCAGACCUCCACUCGCUUGCCUGCCCUGGCCACCUGAACUGUAUGGGCACUCUCAGCCCUGGUUUUUCAAUCCCCAGGGUCGGGUAGGACCCCUACUGGCAGCCAGCCUCUGUUUCUGGGAGGAUGACAUGCAGAGGAACUGAGAUCGACAGUGACUAGUGACCCCUUGUUGAGGGGUAAGCCAGGCUAGGGGACUGCACAAUUAUACACUAUUUAUUUAUUUAUUCUCCUUGGGGUUGGUGUCAGGGGCGAGCCAACCCCACCUCUAUGCCCUGAGCCCUGGUAGUCCAGAGACCCCAACUCUGCCCUGGCUUCUCUGGUUCUUCCCUGUGGAAAGCCCAUCCUGAGACAUCUUGCUGGAACCAAGGCAAUCCUGGAUGUCCUGGUACUGACCCACCCGUCUGUGAAUGUGUCCACUCUCUUCUGCCCCCAGCCAUAUUUGGGGAGGAUGGACAACUACAAUAGGUAAGAAAAUGCAGCCGGAGCCUCAGUCCCCAGCAGAGCCUGUGUCUCACCCCCUCACAGGACAGAGCUGUAUCUGCAUAGAGCUGGUCUCACUGUGGCGCAGGCCCCGGGGGGAGUGCCUGUGCUGUCAGGAAGAGGGGGUGCUGGUUUGAGGGCCGCCACUGCAGUUCUGCUAGGUCUGCUUCCUGCCCAGGAAGGUGCCUGCACAUGAGAGGAGAGAAAUACACGUCUGAUAAGACUUCAUGAAAUAAUAAUUAUAGCAAAGAACAGUUUGGUGGUCUUUUCUCUUCCACUGAUUUUUCUGUAAUGACAUUAUACCUUUAUUACCUCUUUAUUUUAUUACCUCUAUAAUAAAAUGAUACCUUUCAUGUA
Messenger RNA from Homo sapiens (human), 2176 nucleotides. RefSeq names its product cytokine inducible SH2 containing protein (gene CISH). NCBI's taxonomy places the organism in Eukaryota, Metazoa, Chordata, Mammalia, Primates, Hominidae. Gene Ontology annotation, cellular component: plasma membrane. The record is from RefSeq and is marked reviewed. Gene Ontology annotation, biological process: protein ubiquitination; intracellular signal transduction. The coding region runs from base 231 to 1058 and encodes 275 amino acids. The transcript is spliced from 4 exons.